Ostrea edulis (European flat oyster) is the source of this 2683-nucleotide messenger RNA. RefSeq names its product neuronal acetylcholine receptor subunit alpha-10-like. Gene Ontology annotation, biological process: regulation of membrane potential; nervous system process; signal transduction. Gene Ontology annotation, cellular component: synapse; neuron projection; membrane. The coding region runs from base 68 to 1498 and encodes 476 amino acids. The record is from RefSeq and is a predicted model, not a curated record. Gene Ontology annotation, molecular function: extracellular ligand-gated monoatomic ion channel activity; transmembrane signaling receptor activity; neurotransmitter receptor activity. The transcript has a single exon. Lineage: Eukaryota; Metazoa; Mollusca; Bivalvia; Ostreida; Ostreidae.
GUUGGUCUUUAUAAUUCAUCCAUCUUCCUUAUUUAGUUACAUACCAACUCAAUUCUCUCCAAGAACAAUGUGGUGGAAAUGUCUAAUGAGCACUUUUGGUUUACUCUUUCCAGUAGCUCUGGGAUCCGUUGUAUCAAGCGAUAAUAACGGCUAUUUUCUGGCAUCAUUAUACAAAAGUUUGCUUGAAGGUAAUUACACAUCAGCAAUCCGGCCUCAUUGUAGCGAAAAGGCAUUGAACGUAACAAUCGAUGUAGGACUUCGAGAAAUAGUAGACUUGUCAGAGAAACAGGAAACCAUCAAACUGAAAAUUUGGGUUCGCCUCAAGUGGGAAGACUGCAAUCUCACGUGGAAUACUUCAGACUUCGGUGGAAUUUCUAAAAUGGUAGUUCCAUACGACAAAAUAUGGAUCCCAGAUGUGACUUUGCUCGAGGGUAUCAACGAGAUUGCAAAUAUGCCAGAUACCUUGAUAACAAAUCUUGGAGAAGUGUAUUAUCAGUUCCAAACAACAGUGCACAUGACAUGCGGAAUGAACAUCGCCAAGUUUCCAUUUGAUCAUCAAAUGUGCACAAUAACCUUUGCUCCCUGGAUGCAUACAAACAGAGAAAUAGAUAUGUUCAGUAAAUCUGACACUGGGGAUCUCUCUUCCUUCGUCAUCAACCAAGAAUGGGUUGUGGUAAGUCUAAAGGCAACCAAGAUUACUGAAUUGUACAAUUGCUGUGAUGAACCAUUCUCUAGCAUUUCCUAUAAACUGGUGAUCAAACGCAAAGCCACUUUCUACAUAAUCACGAUGAUUCUGCCUUUCUUUGCCCUCACCAUAUUAUCUAUUGCUGGUUUUGUUUUGCCAUCCAUCUCUGGUGAGAAGAUCGCAUUCCAUAUGAACAUUCUUUUGGCUGUAACCGUGUUUCUGCUGUUAAUUCAGGACACGCUUCCAUCCUCCUCCGAAUUCUUCCCAACGAUUGGAAUCUACUUCACCAUCACCCUUCUGUUGACGUGCUUGUCGUGUGUCAUGUCUGCCAUAGUUCUUUAUCUGUUUUACCAUGAUCUCAGUGGCAAGCAGAUGCCAGAAUGGGUGAGGAAAUUUUUCGUUCAGGGACUCGGCCGCCUUAUGUUCAUAAAACCACACACACUAAUACCUGUUAAAUCUCAAGCAAACAGUCAACAAGACACGGUUCGGGAGAAUGCUGUGAGAAGGAGUGUGAUUCCAACAGACAAAUUCAAAAAGAACAGGAAGAGUAUCAAACCAACAGUUUUAAUGGGAGUUCAGAACGCCAUCUAUGAUGAUUGGGAGAAAGAACUGGGCGACGUUCAACUACGAAACCAAACCAGAGCGACCUUCAUGGAAACUGAUAAGUCUGUAUACUCUGAAGCUAACAAGAUGAAUGAGUGGGAACUGUUGGCCUACACGCUGGACCGGUUCUUUACUGUUUUCUACAUCUUUGUCACAAUCAUCAACACUACUGCCUUUCUCAUUGUGCUUAGUCAGAAUGAUGAACCAUAAAUGUGUUAAAUAGUAGAGUUCAUGGAAAUUUCAAUACAGGGUCAAUGUGUGUAUGAGAUAAAUUACAAUGACAGAGAGUCUUAGUAUAAAUUCUGGUUGUUUUGUUUUCCUUCUUUACCAUCUGUGACAAGAAUAACGAAAGACCCAUGGUCUGCAGUGCUCGUCUACAGAUAAUCAUGUUGUUGCCCCACUCGGGCUCCAAGGUCAUGGUUUGAACAAACUCAUGUCUGUAUCACAUGAGGAUAUUUGCAUGCUAAUUUAACAAACUGCAUCCUUGUGGUUUUUAAGAGAGAUGUAUAGAUUUAUACCAUGGUUCGUAAGGCUGAAGAUGAUUCAAAGCACUUAUAAUUACAGCAAUUUCAAGUACUACCCAAGCACCUUUGAACGAUAUGUAAAUGUUAAAACAGAAAGCUGACACAAGAUAUUAACUGGAUUCUUUUAAUUCUUAUUCUCAUUUAACCCCAUUUUAUUUAUUUAUUUUCAGUUUGAAUAAUUUUCCGUGUACAGAAACUAUAAUAUACGUCGCAGAAAAAUGAUCAGUUCUAACUCAACCUUUCAAUUUUUUCAUUUAUUCGUGCGAGUCCUCAUAUCAAACUAGCGAUGAUUCAUUUUUACCACAGGAUCAUCAAGGAUUUUUGUUGGAUCAAGAUUCAAGCACCAUUUAAAAAGAAUCCAAGAAUUACAAAUUUAAGCAUUUUCCCCGAGACUUUGUACUGUUAAUGUAAUUGCGAACACUUUUCAAACACUGGGAAAAAUUGAAACACUUUUCAUGGUCCGUACGAACCCUGUAAAUAUCACAGUUUUAAUUAAGGACAAAGAACAAACAUGGAGGAUGUGCACAAUAAUAUACAUAAUUUUGAAAAUGAAACCUUUCAAAUUUAAAAAAUGCUUUUUAAUAGAAAGUAAUCCGAGAGAAAAAAAAAUUAAAAUCCUGCUGGCCUCAAACCCGCAAUAGGUUGACAUGCUAAGGUGUCCGAUUCUGAAAUGCAUCACUAAGUUAUACAAUUUCUGUAAGGAAUAUGUAACUAUUGCUGCUAAUUUAUAUUUUUAUUCGUGUUUUAAAAAGGAAAUCAGCCAUUAUGACGAUGCAUAUUUUAGCUUUGAAUGUUCGUAGUGUAAAUAUUUAGCUUUGAAUGUUUUGUAGUGUAAAUAUUUAGCUUUGAAUGUUUGUAGUAUGAAGAGCAA